AUGGGAUUGCUGGGAUUAGCCACCGUUCGCGCAUGGGCGGGAGAGUUCAAGUACCGACUUGACGAGCUCAUAUCGUCCCGCACCGGUCAAAUUGCCGUGCUCGUCGUCGUCGGGUGUGCCAUCAUCGUGGGCGUGAGCCCCAUCGUCAUGUACAGCCACCGCACCACCUUGUUCAUGUCGCUCUACGAGACAGCCGUCGACAUUCUCGACCCGAAGAUCGACAUGGUAUCCAGUGACAACCACGAUACGUUUGCCUUUCUCUGGAUCUCGCGGGGAUGGACGUUCGUCGGAUUUGUCCUGACGUCGCUGUACGCCAACGUGAUGGUGGGUUUCGUGGUUGACUGGAUCCUCGUCAAAGUCGAGGCGGUCGACAAGGGAGCGCGCCCGAUCGUUGAGGCCGGCCACACGGUGAUGCUAGGUUGGGGCGACAAAAGCCUCGGGUUUCUCCGGGAGAUCUGUCUUGCCAACGAAAGCGAGGGCGGCGGCGUGGUCGUAGUCCUGAGCGAUCGACCAAAAGCCGAACUCGACAUGGAAAUCCACGCGAUGGUCGAGCUGCGGGGAACCAAGAUCCUAUGCUUCAAGGGAAACCCUCUCUUUGCCGCGGACCUCCUCAAGGUGUCCGUCCACCGCGCCAGAAGCAUCACGAUCAUAUCCACCCUCGCCGACACCAGCGCCUCCGACGAUGCCCUCGUCCGCGUGCUGCUUACGCUAAAAUCGUUGAACCAUCCUUUGCAGGGCCAUAUUGUCGCAGAUGUUGGCCAACUCGACAACAAACACUUCAUGCGUGUUGUCGGUGGCGAUAUCCUUGAAGCGCUCGUGUCACGGCAUAUUGUCGGCCGGCUCGUCGUGCUCUGUUCCAGGUCGCUGCAUCUCGGUCGGGUGUACAACUCGCUCUUAGGCUUUGGUGGCCACGAAUUCUACUUGAACGAGUGGCCAGAGUGUAUCGGUGUGCCAUUUGGCGAACUCUACACCCGCUUUGAAUCAGCUAUCCCCAUCGGGCUUCGCACAAGAUCGGGACAAGUUCUGGUGAAGCCUCGAGCGAGCCGACUCGUCGAAGAAGGCGACGCGAUUAUAGUCGUGGCUGAAGACAACGACUCGUACGAAGCUGAGGCGGGGCCAAUUUACAUUCCACCAACGAACAACUGGAGCCAUUCGUUUCAGAAACGGCCUCUGCCCGCGCCACCCAAGCGCAUACUCGUAUGCGGUUGGCGGCGUGACCUCCACACGAUUCUCAUGCUGCUCCAGCGCCUAUCCUUGCCCGGGACCACCGUCGACUUGGUCAAUUCCGCAGACGUCGACGAGCGCCUCGAGACUUUCCACGCCGACGGUCUUCACCUCAACGACCUGACGAACCUCCAAGUCGCGCAUAUCGUGGGCAGCUGCACGUCUAAGCGCCAGCUCACCGACGUCCGCGUCGGAUCCUAUGACUGUAUCAUUGUCAUGACGGACAAAGAGACCGACCACGAUCUGAUGUCGAGCGACUCACAAAUCCUCAAGACCGUCAUGUUGUUGCGAUCGAUGGAAGUCCAGCAGAACCGCGGCGAGAUGCACCACGUGCCGUGCAUCGCCGAAGUCAUGGACACGCGCACGCAAAAAACGAUUCGCCAAAACACCUUCAUCGAAGCCGCGGCCGAAUGGGUCAACUCUAACGACUUGGUGAGCCGGAUGCUCGCAAUGGUGUCCGAGAAUCGCUUCGUCAACGCCAUUUUAGACAAUAUCCUGGGCGAUUAUGGCAGCACGUUUGACGUGUUGCCGGCCUCCAGGUGA
This is a messenger RNA of Aphanomyces invadans, 1767 nucleotides long. RefSeq lists its product as hypothetical. The transcript has 6 exons. The coding region runs from base 1 to 1767 and encodes 588 amino acids. Gene Ontology annotation, biological process: monoatomic ion transport. The record is from RefSeq and is a predicted model, not a curated record. Lineage: Eukaryota; Oomycota; Saprolegniomycetes; Saprolegniales; Verrucalvaceae.